AUGUGGCCAAUACCAAUGAUCGUCGGGGUCGCCAUCGUGGGUGGGUUUGCCAUGCUCGCGAUAGGCAUUGUCGUGGCUGUCAAAAUUGAACGCCGAAGAAACCGCCAGAUCCUACGGUCUCACGGAUUGACCAGAGGUCUUAGCACAUAUCACCGACCAAAGCUCAGCGUCAGCGAAGAGAAUUAUUCAAAUAUUGCCCUACCGACGGCGCCUUUGAGGCGGAGUGUGCAGCUAACCAACGGAUCCAGUGUAUUGGAGUCGACGUAUAUGGCAUCUGGAGGCAACGACAUUCGAGAACCAAGCCUCAUGAGGAACUCAGCCAGUAGAGCUACGGGUCCGGCUCUUCGAAAGGAGCCGACCCAAAACCGACCUUUUAGCGGACAAAACCUCUACAUUCCAAAGACCCGGAGACGAAAAAAACUCAGAAAGGCCAUUGCAAUGAACCAAGCUCAGCAGUCUCCCCUGUCAGUCAUUACUGAGUUCAUGGAUUCGAAAAGCCGCGUAUCCUCCAUCGUGGCCCAACUACCUAAUGGGGCUAUGAACAUUGACCACCAAAAUGAAACCGGACCGUCAAUCCAAUGGCCACUGCCAAACGGGAAGAGAAGCUCUGGGAUACGUACACCUACGGAAGUUGCUUCCAUACCAGCGAGAACCAGUGUUCUGAGGAGAGUGGGGGCCGUCGCAAAUAGACCCGGUUGCGAUUUGCCAUUCCAGGCUGUCCCACGAUCCCAAAGUUUGAGCAGUACUGCUUCCUCUGCCCCAGACGAUCCGCUCCCACCUUUGCCCACGAUAGAGUCUUAUCAACAGUCGAAAACACAGGACCUUAGAACCAGAGCAUCAAACACAAGCCUUGAUACCGUUGGAAGUUCAGUUCUCGGCACAAUCAUGAGCUCUCCGUCUAAUGUUGGCAGAGACCUGACUGCCCUUUGCGCAGGAUUAGAUGCUGGAAUCUCCACUUUUGACUUCGAUCUUAAACAGAAACUCUCGACACCAACGCUUCAAUGGCCCUCUGUCAAGCGGACUAUCCAUGGCCUUUCCCAAAGUAAAUCGAGUAUUCGCUCUUUCCAUCCCAGUGUUGAUAUGGGUGGUUCAAGUCCUGAAUCCGUUGGAGAUUAUUUCAGCCCCCGACAACCUCGUCAUAUCAAUUUGAGUGAGGAUUCUCUCGAAGUCAUCGAUGCUAGUACAUGGGAGAACUUCUUGCCAUUACGAGUAAGUAAAAACCGCUCCGAGGUCACCAAACGUCAAAGACAUUCGAUGUACGAGCGUUCUAAAAUUCUAGAAUGGCGAGCUGCGAGCGAUUCUGUGAUUUCUACGGCGCUGCACCGUCGUUUGUCCACAGAAAGCCCGAUUGUAAGACCUGCUUCUGUAGCGACUACGAAUCUCUCGGUAUGGGAGAAUCGAGGGAAACAGGUGGCCAAACGCCGCUCUUUCACAUCUCUGCAUGGCCACAAAAGGUGUCAUCGGCGCCAAAAUUGUAUUCGAAUCACCAACUUGCCCAACUUGGACAAAGCAUUCAAGCAAAGCAGAGUUAGUUCAAUGCCUCAAGUUCAAGAGGAACAACCACCACCCAAGCCAACGUUGCGAGUCAGACCAACACCAAGUGAUCUCCGAAUCUCACCUACCACAGCACCGUCCCCAUUCAGAAAUCCUCCACUAUUGACUCCAUCGACUCGACCAGCCCAGUGGCAAACAAUACAUCCACCAAGUAGUGUGUCAUCGGGGACUCCUCGUCCAGAUUCAGACGUGUUCAAUUCAACACAUGUACAAAUUGUUGCAUCCAGCGACUAUACACAUGCAUCCCCACGUCGUUGGCCCCUUUCACCGAUUGCGGUAAGCAAUCAACGAUUCAACGAUUCGCCCAGUCCUGUUCUGAAGUCAGAGUGCCAACCAUAUGGGUCACCAAUAUUACCUUCUCCAGCAUUCAACGCUUCUUCAUUAUAUCCCAGAAAAUCGUUGGUCAAAGGUCCCCGCAAUCCCAGGGGCUCAGCUCAACAUUUCAAACCACAUUGCGCGAGUCCAUUACAACACAAGCAAGGCAAUUGCUACAGAAUUUCAAAAGUCAGAGAUUCUUAUAAUGGAGAGAUUGAUCUACGGAAGUCAGUCAUGAUGCUUCGUAGUAUGAAUUCCGAAGGAUAUCUUGAUGAUCAAAGUCGGAAAAGCUAUCGCAAUGUGGGCGAUACUGGGGUGGAAAAUAGUAGCAUGGAAUCUCUCAAGUUAGCUACCCGGCCAAUGAACAAGCGCGUCAAUGGUCUUCGAAAUUCGAGCUGCGCCUCCUCCAUCAUCGCAGUCUCGCCUACCCCGGACAGGCAAAUUCGUGGACCAAGUUCACUGAGUUACGGGCUCAACUCAAAGUCCAACCGAGCCAGGAAUGGCCUAGUCAGCAAUCCGCUGUUGAGGACACAUUGUCUGGACCCUGCCAGCAUGUCAGCAUCGCCAUCCGCAAUGUCGAUUGGUGCCAUCUCAAUAUGGGAAGACGCCAGUGUCCGUGCUGAUAGCCCUGAA
Exophiala aquamarina CBS 119918 is the source of this 2502-nucleotide messenger RNA. RefSeq lists its product as uncharacterized. Lineage: Eukaryota; Fungi; Ascomycota; Eurotiomycetes; Chaetothyriales; Herpotrichiellaceae. The record is from RefSeq and is a predicted model, not a curated record. The transcript has a single exon. The annotation marks the transcript as partial.